This is a messenger RNA of Pelagomonas calceolata, 804 nucleotides long. NCBI's taxonomy places the organism in Eukaryota, Pelagophyceae, Pelagomonadales, Pelagomonadaceae. The record is from the annotation of a GenBank genome assembly.
GUCCCCCCAGUCGAUGGCCACAAGAUCGUCGCCGUGCGCGUCCUCACACAUCGUCCAGCAGUCGCCCGGCGAGGUGGAACAACCAAUGAGCCUAUCCAGAUCGCUGUAGCACCAGCCCAUCGACGAACCAUGCGGAAUCGAUCCGUCGGUUGCCCAGCCGAGGUCGUCCGCCACCGUGACGUUGCUGCAGUCAGGGCACAUUUCUACCGUGAAAUUGCCCUUGAACGCCAUCGGUCCGAAGGAAUGGCACUGUAUCUCUCCCCCCGCAGACGCGCACGAGUCGGGGUCUUCGCACUCGCAAUGGCUCCAGUCGGAGCCCGAGUAGUAAUCGCAUCCGUGCGCGGCGCAAUCCUCCUCGGACAUCAACCAGGGCUGGAAAUUGUCCGUGUCUCCGCACCAGCACCAAUCGUCUGCGUCAUCGACGCAUUCGCACUGCUCGAAACAUAUGCAAGCUCCGUGGUCGGUGUCCCAGGCCAUGGCGUCGUAGCCCGCAGCGUCGCAGGCCUCGAUGCACGCCUCGCGCGAGGGCAUGUAACCGACCUCAUGAUCGUCUUUUGAGUCGUCGCAGGCGCCCGCGGGGCCGGUUCGCCAGUGAUCGGCCGCCGUGGGCGCAGGCGUGACGGUCGGCGCUGUCGAGACCGUGGGCGCGGUCGACGGCGUGGCCCCACCGCACGCGCGGAAGACCGGGCCGGCCGGGCUCGCGGGGUCCAGAAGGACGAGCAUAUUCGGUUCCGGGCCCACGAACCAGUCCCAGCAAGUGGCCGUGGUGAAGUCGCCCCAGCCAAGAACGAGGUGCGGGGCAUC